UUCGUAUGGGACUCAAUUAGUCGACUUGUGGACGAUGCGAUCGCUGUUGUGUUUAGUGAGCAGUUGAUGUUGAUGUUGGAAAGGUCGGAUCAAUUGGAUCGUCGCUAAACUUUCAAGAUGCUUGUCGAAAUUUUGGCCGUAUUGGCGGUAGCCCUGCUGCUGGCCUAUCGCUGGGCCACAGCCAAAUAUAAAUUCUUCGAGGAGCGAGGAAUCCAAUGCGAUAAGCCAAUUCCCUUUUUGGGUAGCAUGUGGAAAAUGGUUUUGCGCCAACGAUCAAUGUUUGAUCUAAUCAUUGAUUUGUAUAACAAAGGCGACGGCAAGGUUUUCGGCAUUUUUGAGCAACGCAACCCAUUGCUGAUGAUACGUGAUCCGGAACUGAUAAAGCAGAUAACAAUUAAGGAUUUCGAUCACUUUAUCAAUCAUCGCAAUAUCUUUGGCACUGACGUUACAGAUAAUCCCCAUGAUAUGGACAAUCUAUUCGGUAGCUCCUUAUUCUCCAUGCGUGAUGCGCGCUGGAAGGAUAUGCGCAGUACGCUGAGUCCUGUCUUUACGGGCAGCAAAAUGCGUCAAAUGUUUCAACUGAUGGACAUUGUGGCCAAAGAGGCGGUGGAGUGUUUGAAUCCCAAUCAAAUGCCAAGCGAUGGAUUAGAACUGGACAUGAAAGAUUAUUGCACCCGUUUCACCAACGAUGUCAUCGCCUCAACGGCCUUUGGCAUGCAGGUGAACUCGUUCAAAAAUCGUGAUAAUACAUUCUAUUUGAUGGGCAAGAAGUUGACCAAGUUUACGGGACUGAUGAACAUAAAGUUUUUGCUCUUCAUAAACGCAAGUUGGCUUUUUAAGUUUUUUAAAUUAUCAUUGUUUGAUAAGAAGAGCACAAACUACUUUGUGCGUCUAGUACUGGAUGCCAUGAAGUAUCGUGUAGAGAACAAUAUCGUGCGGCCAGAUAUGAUUAACAUGCUAAUGGAGGCAAGCGGCAUGGUCCAGUCAGAUAAGGAGAAGUCGGGUCCAGUUCGUGAUUGGAGCGAUCGCGAUAUAGUCGCCCAAUGUUUUGUCUUUUUCUUUGCGGGCUUCGAGACGUCGGCUGUGCUCAUGGGCUUCACAGCCAUAGAGCUGAUGGCGAACGAGGAUGUGCAGGAGAGACUGUACGAGGAGGUGAUGCAGGUCGACAGUGAUCUCGAAGGCGGCCAGCUAACGUACGAGGCGAUAAUGGGCAUGAAGUAUAUGGAUCAGGUCGUAUCCGAGGUUCUGCGCAAGUGGCCGGCGGCUAUUGCCAUUGAUCGUGAAUGCAACAAGGAUAUUACCUAUGUGCUCGAUGGCAAGAACGUUGAGAUCAAGAGAGGUGAAGCCGUUUGGUUGCCCGUCUGCGCCCUUCAUCGUGAUCCCAAAUACUUUGAGAACCCCGAGAAGUUUGAUCCGGAGCGCUUCAACGAGGAGAACAAGGACAAAAUUAAGCCAUUCACAUACUUUCCAUUUGGCAUGGGCCAGCGCAAUUGCAUAGGUUCCCGCUUCGCACUACUCGAGGCCAAGGCUGUCAUCUUCUAUAUUAUGCGUGCGUUCCGCAUUGCGGAAUCUUCGAAAUCCAAAUUACCCAUAGAGCUUGACGCCGGUGGUUUUCAGCUGAUGCCCAAAAAUGGUUUCUGGCUCAAACUCGUUCCGCGUAAUUAGAUCGAUCAAAAUAUGAUAUUACGUGUUAUUUCGUAUAUAUUUACAUUUUUAUACUUAAAAUUCAUGUUGAAAAUUAUACAAAGAAAACUGGUAUGGAGUA
This is a messenger RNA of Drosophila grimshawi, 1765 nucleotides long. RefSeq names its product probable cytochrome P450 9f2 (gene Cyp9f2). The transcript is spliced from 4 exons. Lineage: Eukaryota; Metazoa; Arthropoda; Insecta; Diptera; Drosophilidae. The record is from RefSeq and is a predicted model, not a curated record. Gene Ontology annotation, molecular function: oxidoreductase activity, acting on paired donors, with incorporation or reduction of molecular oxygen; iron ion binding; monooxygenase activity. The coding region runs from base 118 to 1665 and encodes 515 amino acids.